Myotis daubentonii (Daubenton's bat) is the source of this 2601-nucleotide messenger RNA. It is a transcript of the gene SDC4, whose product is annotated as syndecan 4. Gene Ontology annotation, cellular component: membrane; cell surface. Gene Ontology annotation, biological process: cell migration. NCBI's taxonomy places the organism in Eukaryota, Metazoa, Chordata, Mammalia, Chiroptera, Vespertilionidae. The record is from RefSeq and is a predicted model, not a curated record.
CGGCCACCGCCUAUAAGGAGGGCCGGCUGCGGACGGCGGCCACUCGCCUGCGCGCCCUUCCCAGACCGCGACGCCAUGGCCCCCGCCCGCCUGCUCGCGCUCCUGCUGCUCCUCGUGGGCGCCCCCGCCGCCGCCGCGGAGUCGAUCCGAGAGACCGAGGUCAUCGACCCCCAAGACCUACAAGGCCGAUACUUUUCCGGACCCCUACCAGACGACGAGGACGUGGGGGAGCCCGGGCAGGAACUCGAUGACUUUGAGCUGUCUGGCUCUGGAGAUCUGGAUGACUCAGAGGACCCCAAGGUCUUCCCCGAAGUAAUCCAACCCUUGGUGCCCUUAGAUAACCACAUUCCUGAGAGGGCAGGGCCUGGGAGCCGGGUCCCCACCCAACCCAAGGAACUGGAGGAGAAUGAGGUCAUCCCGAAGGGGCUCUCACCGCUGCUUGAAGGGAACGAGGAUGUGUCCAACAAGGUGUCCAUGUCCAGCACUGCCCAGAGCAGCAACAUCUUUGAGAGAAAAGAGGUCCUGGCGGCUCUGAUUGUGGGCGGCACUGUGGGCAUCCUCUUUGCCGUUUUCCUGGUCCUGCUGCUGAUGUACCGCAUGAAGAAAAAGGACGAAGGCAGCUACGACCUGGGCAAGAAGCCCAUCUACAAAAAAGCCCCCACCAACGAGUUCUACGCCUGAAGCUUCCUCGUGGACACGGCUUGGACUCGAGGGGGGCAAGAAGCCGGAGGACUUUGGAGGGCGGACUUUAGAGUAGGGGGAGGACAACCUAAUACUGACCUGUCAGCAUCUUCAGCUCUGAUUCCAUUGUAAGGGACGGGAAACACAUCAUCUUCUGUUCCUGCCUGCCUCUGGAUUUGCUGGGUCUCCAUGGUCCCAGCAGAAAAAAAAUGAGGCUCAACUUGGCAAGUCUAGGAUUGCAUUAUUUCUGCAUCUUCCAGUUUAGAAUCUAGGCCCUGCUUAGAGCCCGUACUGACCACGCCUCAUCCAGAGCCCCUCUGAGGCUGUCGAAUGAGUCCUGCUGGAGGUCUGUCUCCAGCGCCUUCCUCCCUGCCCUGCCCUUUCAUAGCCGGCCCCUCUGCCAGGAACUGGGAGAAGGAACUAGAACCAUCCGCACCUUGAGAUGUGCCCAUCGAAGGGCACUGUGUCCACACUACAGGAGUCUCUGUGGUAUACCUUGGGCCAUUGGGCUCUUUAAUGACUUUUGGAAAUCAACCUUUUUUAUUUGGGGAGGGGCGGGGGGAGCUGAAAGUUCAUAUUGAAAUGGGUUUGUAGAAUUUUUGUAAAUCUAUUUUUAGUAGGGGUUUUUUUUUGUUUUUGUUUUUGUUUCAACAGUUCAUUCCUUUGUGUAGAGUCUCUGCCUGGGCCGGAGUGCACAGGUGCCGAGGCCGUCUCUGCUCUCUUGCACAUUUCCACCGUACCUGCUAAGUUUGUAUUUAAUGGUUGUUUGGUUUUGUUUUUUGGUUUCUGUUUCUCGAAAAUGAGAGGAGAGCCGGAGAUAUGAUUUUUAUUUUUUAUUUUUUAUUUUUUACUAUUUAUAGCUUCCAACAGGGCCUCGCUUUUCUGUUUUCCUUCAAGUCCCCUCCCCAUUUCAUCAGACUUUACAGUCCUCUGCUCAUGACUUUGACCCUUUCUGAAGCUGCUUCCUCUAAGAAGUGGAUUUUGCUGAGACAUAGUUUUCUAGCAGAUCCCAAAUAUAUAAUGUAAGGGAUGGUGGGAUAUUUGUGUCUCUUUUCUAGUAAUAUAUUAUUAUUCUUUCUUGGUUCUAGAAAAAUAGAUAAAUAUAUUUUUUCAGGAGAUAGUGUGAUAUUCCCAUUUGAAGUUGGCUGGGCGGUUGAGUGAGUGAAUUUUUAUAUGGUUGAGGGAGGUUUUUGCCUGUUUCUCUUGCCCCGUUCCUGGUGCCUUUUCACGGGGCUAGAAUAGUUGAGGGUAGAUAGUUCUGCCUUCCUUUUAGCUUCUGCUUUGAACUCAGCUGGUGUUCCUCAUUUCUCCAAAUUUAAGAGAAAAUUGGAGAGCUGUGCUAGCCGAUACAGUAACCACCAGCCACAGGUGGCUAAAUCAAUUAGAAUUACAUCAAGUUAAAAACCCAUUCCUCAGUUACACUAACCGCAUUUCAAGUGCUCAGUUGCCACAUGUGGCUAGUGGCUACUGUAGUGUGCAGGCAGGUCGAGGCCAUUUCUGUCUGUCGGACAGCACUGCUGGAGAACUAAGCUGGCUUAGCAGUCACAGCCCCAGCUUUGCUGGCGUGACCUUUGUCUUCCUGGGCAAAGGACGGGGUUGGGGAGGGCUGAUUACGCCCUAGCUCGGAGCCUGUUACCCAUGACCUGCCCUUCCAGAGAGGAGGGCUUGGUGGCCUCGCCUGAGUAGGCUGCAUCUUCUGACCCCACUGGCUGGGGUGGGGGAAUCAGCCUCACUUCCUGAACCCUUCACCCCCACAACCCAGGGUUCCCAGCUGGCUGGGUCCUCUUCUCCAUCCCCCACCCACCCAUCCCCAGGUCCUUUCCUCUGGCUGUGUUGGACGUGAGCACCUCUUGUAGCCCUUCACACUGUUGUCUGUUACUGACUUUUUGAUAAAGAGAUAAUAAAACCUGAUACUUUCUA